CCGAUAUGCAUGUCUUCUGCUCCUGCAAGUGUCGCAGCAUCAGCAAAGGCAGUUCCGUACGCUGUGUAGUUCUAUUUGCUGGCGCACCUCAUUAGACUGCGACUUCUCGGGGUCUGGGGACUCGACGGGCCCGAGCAGGUGACAGUAUCCGAACGCCAACCAUGUAUAUCAGAAGGUAGAGGAGUCGCACGAUUCUUGGAUCAACUCAAGGUGUGAUGAAUACAGCGAUAACGACCACCUACUAAACGACCCAGUCACAGCCUCCUCCUUCACCACCAACCAUGCGCGUUCUCAUCUCAGGGGCUGGCGUGGCAGGUCCAAGUUUAGCAUGCUUCUUAUCCAAGAUGGAGCACGCAUUGCCAUCGUCGAAAAAGGCCCAGCACUUCUGCCCCACGGACAGAAUGUCGACAUCACUGGUGUCGCCAUGACAGUCAUCAAGAAGAUGGGCCUCUUCGACGAGGUCAAACGCUACCACACCCAAGAGGAGGGCACUCAGUUGGUCGACCACAACGGUCGACCACUCGCCUCCUUUCCGAUUAAGGAGAACUCGAUCGCAAGUUUCACAUCCGAGUUUGAGAUUCUACGAGGAGACAUGGCAAAGAUCCUCUGGGAAGCGUCAAGAGCCCAAACUUCGACAGAGUUCCUCUUCGACACCACGAUUCAGCAAGUCCUCCACAACGACGACGACAGCGUGAAGAUCGAACUCAGUAACGGCUCCGUGCAAGAAUUUGAUCUGCUAGUCGUAGCGGACGGCCAGUGGUCAAAGCUGCGGAAACAAGUCUUCGUACCGGAGUCUGUAAAUGUGAUUGACAAGAACAUGUACGUUGUGUACUUCACCGUUCCCAAGACGAAAACAGACAACAAGUGGUGGAACGUCUAUAUCGGCUUGCAAUCACGUAUCAUCACUCUCCGGCCCGACCCCCACGGCACCACCAGAGCAAUGUUUACCAUCAUGCCGCACAACGAGGCCCAGAAAAUUGCCUGGCGAAACGCCAUACGAGCAGGGCGAACAAAGCAGGAACAGCUCGUGAAGCAGGAGUUCGCAAGUGUGGGGUGGGAAGCGAGGAGACUCCUCGACGCAAUGAGCGCGGCGCCGGACUUCUACUUCCACCCCAUGCAGCAGAUCAAAAUGGACAGGUGGAGUCACAAUCGCGUCAUCUGUCUGGGAGACACCGCAUUCGCGCCCACGCCGCUGACGGGCAUGGGCACCAGCCUGGCGAUACUGGGAGGCUGUAUGCUCGCUGGCGAGCUGGCGCAGCUGCAGCCUGAUCAGCAUCCCAUGUCAGCGCUGGACGCGUAUGAGAAAGCGUUUCGCCCAUUCGUUGAGCAGACGCAGAAGAUCCCUGGCAUCUUGCCAGGCGCAGUGCAUCCAGACAUGGCGUGGGAAAGGUGGUUGCUCCAGUCUGGCAUAUCGGUGGUGGCAUGGGCGGCCAGCUUUCCGUCGUUUGCAAGACUGAUCGGAGGCAAUAGAACUGCAGAGGAGAACAACAAUGGGUUCAAGCUACCGCGGUACGAAAAACUCGAUCGAAUGCUUUAGGUCGAAAUCAUAUCGACGCUGUGAUUGUACCAUACAAAUCAUCCUUGCUCCAUGCUCUCCAAGCUCCACAGAAACUUUUACGCGCCGCAAAGCUUGAAAAGAUGGCGAUGUGUCACUGCAACGAUUUCUAAGAUCCAGUGGUUCUUGGCGAAGGAAAAAUUAUACUCGAGACUUAUUUUGCAGGAAGGUGGUAAACCCAUCAGACCCACACACGGUCUUGCUCUCAUCAUACAGUUGCCAGCGAGAAAUUCUGUGUGAGUACCUACGGGCGCAUGUAACCGCACAAGCAAAAGUCUGCG
Didymella exigua CBS 183.55 is the source of this 1836-nucleotide messenger RNA. Its product is annotated as FAD/NAD(P)-binding domain-containing protein. The transcript has a single exon. NCBI's taxonomy places the organism in Eukaryota, Fungi, Ascomycota, Dothideomycetes, Pleosporales, Didymellaceae. The record is from RefSeq and is a predicted model, not a curated record. Bases 329 to 1537 code for a protein of 402 amino acids. Gene Ontology annotation, molecular function: FAD binding.